AUGGCAAGGUUGCUUUUCGGGACCGUUGUGCACGACGACGUCAAGCUGUUAGAGCAGAUAAAAGGAGCUGUAUCCAGUAAUGAGCUGCCAGAAGGGGACUUUGAGCCUUUCGACAUCAUUAUGCUAGACGAAUUCCAAGACUGUGAUGACCUCCUCUAUUGGUUGAUUAUCUGUUUCAUUCGAGUAAACACUCGAAAGAGGGGAGGUCGACCUGUUCGCCUCGUCACUCUCGGAGAUGAGCGGCAGUCCAUUUUCCGAUUUCGCGGCGCCGAUCAUCGGUACCUCACUUUUGCCCCCGAGUUGCUGGGUCCUAUUAGCUCCCACUCCUUUGUCGAACUCUCUCUAAGUGAAACUUUCCGACUAUCGAAUGAAACUGUCCAGUUCAUCAACAAAACAUUUCUUGGGGGAGACUCAUAUAUGACCAGCUCAAAGUCCGGCCCAAAACCUAUUGUCUUUAGGUACAGCCCUCCGGACUUCAAUGGGCUGGCUAAGAAACUGGCAGCUUUGAUCAAGCAAUAUGGCGCCGAGAACAGCGCUAUUAUUGCACCAUCAAUACGGAGAAAUGAACAUCUGAUCAAACUGGUCAAUAUCCUGAGCGAGAAAUAUGGCAUACCAAUUGCUCAACCCAUUGAAUACGACAGCCCUGUAGAUAAAAGGAUCUUGGACGGAAAGUUGUCCAUAUCUACUAUUCAUGGAUUCAAGGGUAGAGAGCGUGAUCUGGUCAUUCUAUUGGACAUAGACUCCUCCUUUUUCAGGUAUCUUGGCCGGGAUCUUCCGGAUACCACCUGUCCGAACGAAGUGUUUGUCGCCUUAACCCGUGCAGUGGAACAGCUUGUCUUAGUCCACGAUGAAGAGAAGAAGGUGAUGCCGUUUGUCUCUGUGGAUGGUCUGUACCAAACAGCCAAGGUCACCAACAUGACAUCCGAGAAGACCAAAAUUGCAUCUCCCAACGCACCAGGCCGGGCUUUGCAAUUUGGGCUUGCUCUACCCAGCAGAGUUAGGGUCACGGACAUGGCACGAUAUGUCCGAGGUGAACGCCUUGAUGCUAUUGUUCAACGUCACUUGUGUAUUCGAGAGCUUUCGGCCUCCUUGCCGGAAAAGGAACACAUUCGAAUGCGUGAUGUUGUGUGCUCGAAUCCAGAAAAGGGAUUCCACGAGGCGGUGGGUGACAUAAAUAGCCUCGUGGUUCUAGCAGCAUUUCAGCACGCUGUUACAGGAACAGCACCAUUGUUCGUCUCUAGCAACCAGGUCACCGAAGAAGAGCUUCCGUUCUAUACAGAUGAGCAACUUUCUCGGCUUUGUAGGAACGCUUGUGCUUAUCACGCCCGGAUUUCGGGCUACCUACCUCGCUAUCUCCAGAUGAAAGAUCAUGAUUUCAAUUGGAUCUAUCUCAGGGACCUUGUUCUUGCACAGAACCGACUCCAGAGUGAACUUGGAGAUUCAGCUUCUAAUCUCAAGUUUGAGGUUGACGUCGAGCGAUACCUUGUUGUCGACAAGAGAGAAACCCUCCUCUAUGGUCGAGCCGAUGUUGUCACCGCUCCCAUCAUUUCGAAGAAUGGCGAUGUUGAAAGCGUAGAGUCUGUUUGGGGGAUCAAGUUUGUCCCAAGGCUUUCCAAUGAGCAUAUCGUACAAGCGUGUGCUUAUGCGUACUUGUUGGCUGCUCGAUCCGGCCAGGUACCCCGUAUAAUACUCUACAACGUGCGAGAUGGCAAGAAGCUGGAGAUCACACCACGUGAUGGACUAGACGGACUGCGGCGUAUGAUUGAAAGCGUUCUUCGUUUAAAGUAUACGGCGGAGAGGGGGUUGGAAGAUGACCAAUUCACCGACAUGUGUAGGAGGACAACACGACAAGUUCUGGACUUGGAUGAUUCAAGGAAUCAAAGAGGAAUUUAA
This is a messenger RNA of Trichoderma aggressivum f. europaeum, 1893 nucleotides long. RefSeq lists its product as uncharacterized. Gene Ontology annotation, molecular function: DNA binding; ATP binding; 3'-5' DNA helicase activity. The coding region runs from base 1 to 1893 and encodes 630 amino acids. Gene Ontology annotation, biological process: recombinational repair. Gene Ontology annotation, cellular component: nucleus. NCBI's taxonomy places the organism in Eukaryota, Fungi, Ascomycota, Sordariomycetes, Hypocreales, Hypocreaceae. The transcript has a single exon. The record is from RefSeq and is a predicted model, not a curated record.